AAUAUGGUGUUUGCAUAUUACAUGUUACACAAAGAGACAUAUUAUUAUCCUAUUGCAAAUAACGGUGCAUAUUUUGAAUAAUCACAUUUUUAAUGAGAAUGAGACAAGUACUUCCUUGACUGAUAUUCAGUGUAGUUAUUCAGUUAUCAGAAGACAAACUCUAGGCAUCUCUGUGCUUAGACUUUAACAUAAAAUGGAUAGCAGUGGUGUCUGAAUAUUGCUAUAUUUUAGCUGAGUGUGCUUAAUAUAGUGAGCCUUUUGCUAUUUUAAGACACUUCUCCUUGAUUGAAGGUCCUUAAUACAUUAAGAAAUCUAUACUUCUGCCAUGGUUUUUGGCCAAGAAGGUCAUAAGAAGGAUGCAAAAGAAAUGGCUCCAAGUCACUGAUCUGAUAAUACAAAAUAUCUCAGCUGUAAAGCAGCGGUGUUGUGUUGAGAAGAUAUAUUGUUUUAUGCUGCCUGAGUAGUUAACCUUUCACCAUCCUUUUGUAAGUUGUGGCAGCAGAAAAGUGAGAAAAGGGUAACCAUCAUUUUGAACAUUAGUAAUCUUGAAUUCGAGGCGGAGAAGGGGAAUAGUGUUUUUUAAUUAACACAAAACAGAAAUGGAUAAAUUGGUAUAAUGUGGAAUUAGUCCGGCUUUUCUCGUUGUUUGUAGGGUUGCCCCCUUUUCUUGGCAAGCUUCUUGUAAAAGCUACGGUAACGUGAUGUGUGUUGUAGUGGUGGAGGACCUGUUUCAGUUCUUCACUCGGCCAUCUCUCAACCAAACCUACUUCCUAGGGGUGUUGUUGUGAGGAUAAAACGGUAGAAGGUGGGUGAGAGAGAGAACAAUGUGUGGAGCGCCCCUCGGAGAAGGGCAGGGGAUAAACUCAAUCAAUACAUUCAAAUUCCCCCAUGAGGCCGCUGCCAACUUUGCAUUAAACAACCACCACCCUGUUGCAAAGUCGGGGUCAGGAGAUGGAGAGCCUGGGGCAAGACCCCGCCGGCAGACGCCAGAAUAAAAAACUGCACACUGGAGCGUUGUAGGUGCAGGGAGACCUGCCUGUGCAUGUCCUCCUCUUCUCCCACUUCAGCCUUGGUCACCGCCAGCUGGGACCGCUGGGGUGGGCCCCCCAAGGGAGAGAUGGAACCAGCAGUCAGCCCACGAGGCCCCGUGAUUGUGACUGACGGCCGGACGGGGGCAGGAGCGGAGAGGAGCCCUCCCUGCGGCGCCUCUCUCUCUCUCUCGGGGAGCUGCUGCGGGUGGGGAGAGGCGGGCUGGUUUGAAAGGCAGGCGGUUGCCGCCGUAUCAGCCGUUCGGGCGGGCUCAAGAAGACGAGCGUCGGGCAGCCGCCGCGCCAGCGCCGCCUGCCUGAGGUGGAGACAGGGCGGACGAGCGGGCGGCUUUUCUCCCCCCUGCUGCUUCUCUUCCUCCUCCCCUUUGCUCGGUCACAAGGGCCGAAGAAACGGCCGCUACGGUAAUGGAGGAGCCGGCAGGGGGUUAACCUGAGCCGCAGGCGCUGCCCGGGGGUUGGCUCGCCACCCUCGUCUUUCUGAUCACGGCUUGUUUACUUCUCUCCUCCUGCUCCUCCCCCCCGCCCCAUGGCCUUCAUGAUGAUGAAGAAAAAGAAGUUCAAAUUCCGCGUGGAUAUGGAGCUGGAUGAGCUCUCCUCGGUGCCCUUCGUCAAUGGGAUCCUCUUCUGCAAGGUGCGGCUGCUGGACGGCGGCGGCUUCAACGGAGAGUCCUCCAGGGAAGUAGUACAGGCAAACUGUGUUCACUGGAAGAAGAGAUUCUCAUUUAUGUGUAAGAUGAGUGCAAGUGCAACUUCGGGGCUUUUGGAUCCCUGCAUUUGUAGGGUGUCUGUCCGAAAGGAAUUAAAAGGUGGGAAGGCCUAUGCAAAGCUGGGUUUUGCAGACCUCAAUCUGGCAGAGUUUGCUGGAUCAGGAAACACUACUCGUCGCUGUUUACUCGAAGGUUAUGAUACCAAAAACACAAGGCAGGACAACUCAAUUCUCAAAGUGCUGAUCAGCAUGCAGCUAAUGUCUGGAGACCCGUGCUUUAAAACGCCUCCAUCCACAGCAAUGUCUAUAUCAAUUGCCGGAGAACCAGAAUCCCUACUUGAAGACAGGAAAGGUGGAAAGAACAUAAAAGCAUCGUAUCUGAAUGCAUCAGAUCUCUCAACAAAGAGUACCUCUGUCUCCGAUGAGCUUGGAGCAUGUGGGCAUUCUAGGACCUCCAGCUAUGCAAGCCAGCAGUCAAAAGUGUCAGGGUAUAGUACAUGCCACUCCAGAUCGUCCAGUACCUCUGACCUCUGCCACAAGAGAAAUACCUCUGUGGGAAGCACAUCAACUGGUAUAGGUAGUAUUCUUGAACCAUGUGAAGAGACUGAAUCCAAAAGAACAGAGGACGAUUUGGAGGUGUCUGCAAAAGAUGCAGCCUCAGAAAAAAUUAGCAGGCACCCUGUGAAACAGGAUUCUGUGGAAUCACAGCUAAAGAGGGUUGAUGCCACCAGAGUAGAUGCAGAUGAUAUUGUUGAAAAAAUACUGCAGAGUCAAGACUUCAGUUUAGACUCAAGUACAGAAGAGGAAGGUCUGAGACUCUUUGUGGGUCCUGGAGGGAGUACUGCCUUUGGAAGUCAUCACUUACCUAAUAGAGUGGGAUCUGGUGCAUAUGAACAAGUAGUGAUUAAACGCUAGAAGAACUGGACAAAGAGGAAAGAAUUCUGUACUCUGUAGCAAAUAUGGUCGAAGAUGGGCUCUUCCAAAAUGCCAAUCUGCAUUGGUCUGAGUUGCCAGUUUGUGGAUUUCUCAUACCGAAAAAGCUCUCUUCUGUACCUAAUAUGGCAUAAGGGCAGUUUUUGCCUUUUAGUACUUUGUCAGCCAUUGUGAACAUUACCCAGUGUUGGUGGAUUUGUUGCACUGUCCUGUAAUUGUUAAUCUAAUCACUUUUUUUGGCAAUAGGGCAAAUGGUAUCUAAGUGAACAUAAUAUGUCGAAAUUGUUAGUUUGUGGAAAUGUAUUCCGUACAGUGCUCUAACUUGCAACUUGGCUUUUUAAAAAGUCCUUAGAAGCAUAAUCUCUUUCAAUCCUUUUCUUACAGUGAUAAGACCCUUUUAAUAUUGGCUAAUUAUCAUACACAAAUAAUACAUAUAAAAUGGGAAUUGCUGCUUUGAGGAAGUGAGCAAGCCUGCUGUGCUUUGAAAAAAAUAAGACUAAAUAUGCUACAAAUGUGCACACUUUAAAGCUGAGUCGCAUGUGAGAACAUGUAGCUUAUCACUUAAAAAUAAGUUACUAACUCGGCUAGAUGUAAUAGGCUAUAUGCAUAUAUUGAAUUAAUGGUUACAGUAAAGCACUCUGUGCCCUUGAGGAGACACAUGUGCCUAUAGAAUAAUUAUCUUUGAAUACUAAGAGUGAUAUUUGAUCUAUACCAAAAACAAACAAAACUACAUUGGGAAAUGUUCAAAAACUUUGACCUGGUUAGAUGAUGAUCUGUGAUAAAAUGUUUGGUUGCAUACAAGUAGUAUGCAUAGUUCAUAGACUACUUCGUUAACACUGAAAGAGUGCCUUGUUCCCAAGGAAAGAGAGUUCUGAACUAUCUUCUUAUAAAGCUUUAAGAACAACCAAUAAACAGCAAACUGAACUGCUUUCAGCUCAACUUAUCAAGAGAAGCACUUUAUAUAGCACUUCUCUUCACCCCAUCUGAAAAUCAGACUCUUAUUUCAUUAGACAGCUGUCUCACUCAGUUUGAAUGGGAUGCAGACAUGGAUAAAUAGCCCACCUGAGUAGUUGCUCCCCAGAGUUAGCAUCAUGUUUGAAAGGUAUCUGCUCUGUUUUGCUUACAUAUGUGCAUUGCUUUUUGCAAGAACCAUACAUGAUACAGAUAUAGACAAGUCCAUAGGGUAAGCACCUUAAUGCAGUGCCAGCUGUGUAGAAUGCCGACACAGAAUGCCCAAAGCUGCAUCUCAUUUCAGUUUGGUUAAUUAUUUCAUUGGCCAAUAUCCUAACAAAUUGAGCGCAUCGGUAGGCUCUGUGGGAACAACAGGGGCCCGUGCCACAACUUCACCAGUCCUCUGUAAACCCUGAUGAGCCGGGCGGAGACAAAAUGUCCUGCGCUCCAGAGGCAUUCUGCAAGAGAUAUUCUGGGGCGCAGGCAGAGUUGGGAAGCUUUGCCCUCCUGGUUCAACAGAUCACACAGCAGGCUGGGGAAGCUGUGCAUGAGCCCCCGUUGCAUUCAUACAGAGCCUUUGGACAUGUGUGCUUUGUUAGGAUGUUGGCCACUUAACAGUUGCUAGUUAUUGAGUUCAGUGGAACUUGCACGGAAAGUGUUUCUGGUAGAAAUGUGUCUAGCACGUAUUCAUUUGAAUAUGUGCCUGUGCAUCUGCUUCAAAGUGGAAAUCUAAUUUUUUGUUUUAACAAACCAUUUUAUAGCUUAAGCUACCCACUUUAUUUUUAUAAAGAGAUUUUUUAAGGUUUGAGUGAACAUUGUCAGCAACUUGAGCGUAUCACAUAUUAAGUCUGCCUCGGAUGUUAUAAAGUUUAGUUACUAGAAUUGGUCAAAAUAUUUCAAAAUAACAUUGAAUGUGUUACUUAUAAACUAUUUUUGGACUUGGUCUGUGUAGAACAUUGCAUGUUCUUACUGGUUCCCUGGAAUUUUUCAAUGUUCUCUUUCUUUCUGAGGAGAUAUAAUGGAAGGUGUAGUUCUUUAGUUAAAUGAAGAAAAGGGGGAGGGGUUGGGUGAAAUAUUUAGUUGUAUAAAUGUAGUUAUAUAGUUGAACUUAUUUUAUUUGUUUAAAUCAUGUAUGUGAACUGUUGAAAUUAGAACAGUUCAUGUAUGUGGACUGUUGAAAUUAGAACUAUUUCUUUAUUAUGAUACCCAGAAACAAUUGCUUUACAAAGCAUUUUAAGUGUGAAAUGUUCUAAUUAAGUUUAAAAUGUAAUUAUUUUAAGCUGCUGUUAAUGCAAAGUGAAUGCACAACCAAGUUUGGUUUUGAAGUGUCCAUUGAUCUAGGUGAAGUUGAGCUUGCCAUAAGUAUGUUUAAACUAAAAGGAUCACUAGAAUAGUAUUUAUUGAAGAAAGUACCUAGUCCAGUGGUUCUUAAUUUUGGGUCCACCAGAUGUUGAACUACAACUGCUAGCAUCCCCAGCUACAAUUUGUGGCUGGGGAUGCUGGGAGUUGUAGUUCAGCAACAUCUGGCGGACACCAUGUUAAGAACCACUGUCCUAGUCAAUGCUAGGAGGUGGCUGACUUGGAGAUUAACAAGUUGGCAUCGGGAGAGAAAUGCAAGGGAUAAAACUAAUUUAAGAUCAUUUUACUCAGUAUAAAAGUCAUGUUACAUGUAAAGGAAAACUAAUCACCUACAAUUUAGUACAACUAGCUAAUCUAUAUUUGGUUUCUGUUCAGGUGCAAUGUUGGUCAAGCCCCAUUAAAAUAUCCUCCUCUUCUAACACAGAGCUUACAGGAAAGAAAUUUCUCUUACACACAUUGCAUCUUUACAAAUUUUUAAAAAUCCACAUGCAAGUUCAUAUAACUAGUGAAAUGCUUGAACAAAUAUCAUGCACUUUUGGCAAUUGAACCAUUUUCAGGAAGUGAUUCGGUUUGUGUCUAAGACACGGAAAAUGACCUUCAUAUUUAUAUAUAGCAUUUUUGUGUAAACUUUAUAGUGAUAUUUAAAACUGCUAACACUUUUUAGCAAAUUGAAACUUUUUUUACCAUAAAUACUUAUGUCCAAUAAGUUGUCUUAAAUUCAAUAAAAGUUCUGCCUUCAAGCUCCA
This is a messenger RNA of Hemicordylus capensis (graceful crag lizard), 5744 nucleotides long. It is a transcript of the gene EEIG2, whose product is annotated as EEIG family member 2. The record is from RefSeq and is a predicted model, not a curated record. The transcript has 11 exons. The coding region runs from base 1576 to 2670 and encodes 364 amino acids. NCBI's taxonomy places the organism in Eukaryota, Metazoa, Chordata, Lepidosauria, Squamata, Cordylidae.